AUGAGAAGUAAAGAAUUUCGAAAGAAAGAUCAUUCCACUUUUAUAUCAAUGUCGACGAUAUCGGAUAAACUUCCAACCGAUCGCAAUUAUUAUUGUCCAUCGGCGCCGCCGAAGCCGGCAACGGUGUGCGGAAUAAUUCCGGUGCAAAAAGUGGCAAUUUUCGGAAUAUCGUUCAACUCAAUAUGCAUUUUAUCAAUUUUCAUUUAUAUCCUGGUCCGUCUCAUUCAGAAAUCGCCAAGCCAUUAUGUGAGAUUCAUUGUUGCAAUUUCACUUUUGAUGUGUCUAUUUUUAUUGUUCACCGCGCUAUUUGUUCUCGGCAUUUUCAAAUCGAAAUGGAAACUCUUGCUACCGUACAUUAUUGUUGAUUGUGUGAUAUUCUUCGCUUACAUGGGAGCCGUUAUAGCAGCCACAAUUACAAUUGCUGAUGAAAUUCGAGAGGAAAUUAAUGGAGAGGAUCGAACUUAUAAAGUUCUUGAUAUUAUUUUGUUAAGGCUCGCCCUUCUACUCUUCGGACUUUUACAAGUCACAUUUGUUUAUUCCUUCGUUAUGACGUUAAUAUGCGAGAUGGGCGAGCCGAGCGCUAAAAGACCCCGAAACGCCGAUGAGUAUCCAAACGUCCUGAGUAUGGACGAGAAUGUUAAAGAGAAACUCAUGGAGCUCGACAUGGUUCAGCUUGAUCUCGAUAAUUUGGGAGAGCAGGCGGCUGAAGAAAUAUUGGCGAUCGAGCAGGCUUACAACAAAAAACGUCAGCCACAUUAUCAGAAGCGUAGCCAGCUUAUUGAGCAAAUCCCCUCUUUUUGGCAAACCGCUUUCCUCAACCAUCAUCUCAUAACGACCGCGAUUCCCGAGGAGGAAGAAGAGGUGCUUCUCAAUUUGAAAGAUCUCGAAGUUGAGGAGUUCGAGGACAUCAAAACGGGUUACAAGAUAAAGCUCAAGUUCGACAAGAACUCGUUUUUCGACACCGAGCAAAUUAUCAAGACGUUCCAUUUGAACGCCGAGAAUCCGGUUUCGACAACGUCGGAAAUCAACUGGAAACCGGGAAAAAAGCCCGAGCCGGACCCUAGCGAUGGAUCACAAUUGACGUUUGUCGAGUGGCUCGCCAGCAAUUUGCCGCCAGACGCCGAUGAAAUUGCCGAAGUUAUCAAAGACGACCUUUACCCAAAUCCACUUCAAUACUUCAUCAUGCCCGACAUGAACGAAGUUAACGACGAGGAGCUCGAGGAGUUCAUCGACGAGGAGGACCAAGAGGUGCCGCUCAUGUUCCGCCAACGAUUGGACUACACGUUCUAUCGCAACGACGUCGUGUGCGUUGAUCAGAUAUUGCGAAUCGAGCGGCGUGGCCUCGAGCAACUCAUGAGCUACUUUGGAAUUCUAGGCACAAUGGGGCAGGUAUUAUUUCCGCAUAUCGAAAUGGAGCUGAUAUCGGCGCAUCCUGUCAUCGAUCAAGGAUCGGUGCGAUGCCGAUGGCGAAUCAAAUAUGUCUCGUUUCCCCGCCUGCUCGUCAAUCCGAGACUAUUUCGAUUCGACUAUCGCGUCAAUCAUUUGAGCUGGUACGACGGCUACUCGGUGUUCAGCGUCGACGGCAACGGCAAAGUUUACAAGGUCACAUUGCAAAAGAUGAUCCAAGACGACGGCAACGUUUCGAUAGCGUCCGCCUCGACGGUCAAGCAAAAAUUGCAAGCGGCCUGA
Molecule: messenger RNA, 1689 nt
Organism: Caenorhabditis bovis
Lineage: Eukaryota; Metazoa; Nematoda; Chromadorea; Rhabditida; Rhabditidae
Source: the annotation of a GenBank genome assembly